Molecule: messenger RNA, 2211 nt
Organism: Emericellopsis atlantica
Lineage: Eukaryota; Fungi; Ascomycota; Sordariomycetes; Hypocreales; Bionectriaceae
Product: P-loop containing nucleoside triphosphate hydrolase protein
Exons: 2
Coding region: 1-2211 (736 amino acids)
Biological process (GO): ribosome biogenesis
Cellular component (GO): nucleus
Molecular function (GO): RNA binding; ATP hydrolysis activity; ATP binding
Source: RefSeq, a predicted model, not a curated record
AUGCCUCGCCUCAACUUGCGCCAAGGUCUCGAUCGCGAUGUAUACGCCGUCAUCGCCAAGCUGGAAGAGACCAACGGUGGACCCUUCAAGUCGGCCUGGAAAGCCUACGAUGCGAUCAAGCACUCCAACUCCCACCUGAGCCGCUCAAAGAAGCGGCCUUUGGAGGACUCGAUCGAGCGCGUUCUCGAGUUUCGUAAGGAGGAGCUCGAGGACGACGAUGACGACUCGGACGCCGCCAUCGAGGAGGCCGAAGAACGCAUGCUGCCCAUGAAGACAGAGGAUGAGCGCUUCUUGCUCAAUCGCCAGAUGACAAAGCAUUGGAAUACGACGCGCAACACGCCAAAGACGACCGACGGGCAACCCGACGCGAAGAAGAGGAGGCUGCACGAGGAUGGUGCCGAGCGCAGUGGGACGGAGAGCGUGGCGGCCACAACGCCAAAGACAAAUGGCAACAAGGACGGGGAAGAGUCGGCCCAGAAGCCGAAGAAGGCGUCGAGGCCAAAUCGAUUCAAUGUGGAGCAGCCUCAAGCGAUCAUCGGCCUAGGCGGAAUGGCUGAUGUCGAGAAAGAGUUGACGGACCAUCUGCUGUACUCGCUCAAGCCACUCGAGUCGUGGACACAACCAACAUGGGAGCCGUCGGACGGUGUUCUCCUGACGGGGCCAGUAGGCGUGGGGAAGCGAACGCUGGUCAGAAAGGUGGCAGCGGACCACUCGCUACCGAUUGUCUCCAUCGCCCAUUGUCUCAACGAGACGGACCGUCUCGACAAGUCGCUCACCGAGGCUUUCGAUGAAGCCAUGCGUCUCGCGCCGAGCAUCGUCCUGCUGGAGGACGUCCACUUCUAUCUGGUCAAGCCCGGCAGCUCUGCGCACAAUGAGCAGCACAACCGCAUCGUCAUGGCCCUGGAGAAGCAGAGGAAGCGCAUGGCGCAAGAAUCACAACCGGGCUCCUGGGUCUGCAUCAUCGGAACGUGCCCUACCGCUGAAGACAUUGCGCCGGCUGCCUUUCCGCACGGCGUCUUCUCCGACGAAAUCAAGGUGAAGAUACCUGAUCUGGCGGCGCGGGAGGAUAUUUUCAGAGUGCGCCUCGAGAACAGGAACCUGGACGACGAUGUGGACCUGCACGAGCUGGCCCGGAUGACACACGGCCAUGUUGGCGACGAUAUACGACGCGUCAUUGUGCGUGCAUUGCGUCUUGCCGGUGCAAGGCAGCGUGGUUCCCGACAGUCACUGGCCAAUCUACAGGAGGAAGAAAACGACGACGACGACGACAUGGUCGACGGUGACCAGCCGUCAGAUCUUUGCGCCACAAUGGAAGACUUCAGGCAGGUCAUCAAGACAUUUGUGCCCUCACUGCGCAAGGAAGGGUUCACGGUGAUCCCCAGCGUGAGCUGGGACCAAGUCGGUGCCAUGGAGGUGGCGCGGAAACAACUACAAAUAUCCAUCAUUGGCCCCAUCAAGAACCCCGACCUCUACGAGACCUGGGGCCUCAACAGACCAGGCGGUGUCAUCCUUUGGGGACCACCGGGGUGCGGGAAGACGCUGGUCGCCCAGGCCGUCGCCAACGAGGCGCAGGCGAGCUUCAUCCUCAUCAACGGGCCGGAACUGCUCAACAAGUACGUGGGCGAGUCCGAGAGGGCGGUCAGAGAGCUCUUUCAGCGCGCCCGGUCGUCCAAGCCCUGCAUCCUCUUCUUCGACGAGAUGGACUCGCUGGUGCCUCGACGCAGCGGCGGCUCGUCAGACGCGGGUGUCCGCGUCGUGAACGCGCUGCUCACGGAGCUGGACGGCGUGCAGGACCGCUCGGGCGUCUAUGUCAUCGGCACGACGAACCGUCCCGACAUGAUCGACCCAGCCAUGCUCCGUCCCGGCCGUCUCAGUGUGCGCAUCAUGGUGGACCUGCCCACGGAGGACGAGAGGGUCGACAUCCUCCACACCAUCUACCGCAACCGACACAGCGCCCAGGCGGAGGACCAUCGUGCUCGCAUCGAACGGGUCGCUCGUGACCGUCGCUGCAAGAACUUUAGCGGCGCCGACUUGAUGGGUUUGCACCAGAAGGCGGCCGAGCACGGUUUGAUGAGGACGACCCAGGCCUCCAAGAUCAAGGCAGAAGUCACAGAGGAGGACUGGGAAUACGCCUUGAAGAAUUCAAAGCCCAGUGUUACGGACCACGAGUCCUACCGAAAGCUGGCGCGGGAGCUGGGGAGAGAUGCCUAG